Molecule: messenger RNA, 1058 nt
Organism: Rubroshorea leprosula
Lineage: Eukaryota; Viridiplantae; Streptophyta; Magnoliopsida; Malvales; Dipterocarpaceae
Source: the annotation of a GenBank genome assembly
CCACUGCUUUUUAUCAGUCAGAUUAGUAAAUUCCCAAUGACACUUUGUUGCCAUUCAGUUUGCAUUUACUGCAUCAUUUCCAUGAUUAGGCCUCUAUAAAAUCAGAAGUGUAUGGAAUAAUUUUAUCCCACAAAUUGCCUGCAAGGUUUCAAGAUGAACAUUCCAUUGUCUUUGCUAUCCAGUAUGAGCACAUGUCAAGUUCAAAUUCAUGGUGUCUGUGUCAAGGCACACUUGAUUGAUCAUGCUGCCUUGGUUGAUUCGCAUAUUGCUCAAACGAAAACUUCUAUGAAGUCCUGUAGUCUAUGGAGGAGUCGUCUUUUUUCUCUUGAUGUCAAGACUGAUGAGAACAAUGUACCUCAGUUGCUCAUUCUCUGUGCUGGAACUCAAUGCUUCAUAAUUCAGUUAGGCUACUUGGAGUCUUAUCCCUAUAACCUCAGUGAUUUAUUUAGUCAGGAGGAUUUUUGUUUUGUUAGUGCCAGAAUGAGUCUUAUUUUGAGGUCCUCCAUUACCUUCAAAUUAGGACAAAUCUUGAAAAUUGGUGCAGCCUGUAAGAAUGGAAUUGACCUGGGUUAUAUGGCGGCCAGAGUUCUAAAGAAUCCUGAUCUCAUUCAAGAACGUAGUUUGGAAAAGUUGGCUGAAGCAGCUGGAGUAACAUUGAAGCAGCCAACUUUAUUCGGCACCAAAACACCUGCAUGGAGUGCAAGGGUGUUUACAGCUGAGCAGAUCAAGCUUGCAAUACAUGAUGCUUAUGCAGAAUACCUCAUAGGGUUCAAACUUUUGGAAAAGAUUUACUGUUGAGCAGAAUACCACAUGGAGUGCAAGGGUGUUUACAGCUGAGCAGAUCAAGCUUGCAAUACAUGAUGCUCACGCAGAGUAUCUUAUAGGGUUCAAACUUUUGGAAAAGAUUUAGGUGUCGAAUUGCUUCAAACUUUUGAAAGUUUAAUGGGGUUAUGUAUGUGAUAUGGGUUGUAUUUUGCCGGUAUGUUCUCUUCUACACUUUGUUCUGCUGUUUAUAUUUGCUAAGUUCUGUCUGAACUACAUAAAAAUGUUCUAUUUUA